GCGGCUGCUGCGGCUGCUGCUUUCUAACAGCACUUGAGCAGACCUAUGUGAAGUCAGCCACCACUGCAAGCAGCUAUAAUCAGCAAACAUGGAGCCUCAAAGAAUAAUAAGUGAAUUCUAGGUAGAUUAGCUUGAUCCAAAAAACCCCCUCUCACACACGACAGUAUACUGCCACUCAAAUGUGGUGCCUGGAGCGGCUCCUACGGCUGCGGACACGCCCAGCGGCAACCUCUGCCUUUACCAAUGUUCUUACCCCAGACAGCAUCCCAGAGUUCUGCAUACCCCCCAGGCUUCUACCCAGUCCUUCUCCCGCCCCUACCCGAGAGCGUUGGCAGGAGGAGGAGCUUCGGCCAGCGCUUGUGGACGCCAAGGAGGACCCGGACCUUACGGACUGGGACCCGCGCUCGCAGGCUGCCCUCUCGCUGCCGCACCUGCCGCGCCGGCCGACCUCAUAUGGCUUCUGCGCGCUGCUGGAGAGCCCGAAUACCCGCCGUAAGGAAUCUCUUUUCCUCGGGGGUUCUGCAGCCGCUGCUGCCCUUGUCCUGCAGUCCCCGCGGCCUCGGGCUCACACUUACUGCGGCAGCAGCGACACUUGUUACCCACUAGGGCAGAAGGGCACCCCAGACGGCUCCGACACCACCUCCUCCUCCUCUGCCAGCUCGUCCCCCUAUGAUUCCCCCCGGCCCCGGGACGCUCCCACCAAGCGCUCCCGGAGCCGUCCGCGCUGCCACCGCCUCCUCCGGGCCCCGGACUCGCUCUGGCGGGCGCUGCGAGUUAGUGGGAGCCGCGUUCUGGCCCGGGCCCGCUCAGUCUCCAGCGCUGAAGAUGAUGAUGAGGACUAUGAUGCCGUCCGGGACGCAGGUCGCGUCACCCUGCCAGCCACCUGCCAGCCCGACUCUGCUCGGGCACGGGCUCCAUCCCCAACCCCGUCCCCAUCCCCUCUGGGCCCACAGCAGGAACGCCUGGAGGUCGAGACCACCGUGGCCCUGGACCACGACGGCGGGGCCCUGCACUUGGCGACCAAGUACUGUCCGGUGUCCCGGCGGCUGCGCAUCCGCCUGCUCAGAGCCGAGGGUCUCUACAGCCGCACCACUGAGCCGGGGGCCAUCGGCUGCAGAGUCAGCUUCACCUUGGUACCUCCCGGCAAGACGCGCAAACAACGCAGCGCCGUGGUCCGGCGGAGCCGAAAUCCAGUCUUUAACGAGGACUUCUUUUUCGACGGAUUGUCGGAAGACGACCUGCGGCGCACGGCCGUGAGCGUCAAGGCCGAGAACAAGGGCCGGGGCCUGGAGCGGGACCGUUUGCUGGGCCAGGGAGAGUUGGAGCUGAGAUCCAUACUUCUCUGACAGUGGCCCAGCUUCACUCCUCCAUUCCUGGUGCUUUCUGUUAACCCCAGGAGGCCUGGGCCCUGGCAGCUAUUUUGUAA
Molecule: messenger RNA, 1426 nt
Organism: Phascolarctos cinereus (koala)
Lineage: Eukaryota; Metazoa; Chordata; Mammalia; Diprotodontia; Phascolarctidae
Product: C2 calcium-dependent domain-containing protein 4A-like
Source: RefSeq, a predicted model, not a curated record